Molecule: messenger RNA, 1755 nt
Organism: Cajanus cajan (pigeon pea)
Lineage: Eukaryota; Viridiplantae; Streptophyta; Magnoliopsida; Fabales; Fabaceae
Source: RefSeq, a predicted model, not a curated record
AACAGGGACCCUAAACUAGUGAGGAAGAUUGGAGAAGCAACAGCUCUUGAAGUUAGAGCAACUGGAAUUCAAUAUGCCUUUGCACCUUGCAUAGCUGUUUGUAGAGAUCCAAGAUGGGGCAGAUGUUAUGAAAGUUAUAGUGAAGAUCAUAAGGUAGUUCAAGCCAUGACUGAGAUCAUUCCAGGACUGCAAGGUGAAAUCCCUGCAAACUCCAGAAAGGGUGUUCCAUAUGUAGCUGGAAAGAAGAAAGUUGUAGCCUGUGCAAAGCACUUUGUUGGUGAUGGUGGAACCACAAAGGGAAUCGAUGAGAACAACACAGUGAUAAGCAGACAUGGAUUGUUAAGCAUUCACAUGCCAGCCUACUAUAACUCAAUCAUCAAGGGUGUUGCAUCGGUCAUGGUCUCUUAUUCAAGCUGGAAUGGAGAAAAGAUGCAUGCUAAUCAUAAUCUGGUCACUGACUUUCUCAAGAACACACUACGCUUCAGGGGUUUUGUCAUAUCAGAUAUGGAGGGAAUUGAUAGGAUUACUUCCCCUCCUCAUGCUAACUACUCAUACUCCAUUUAUGCUGGAGUCACGGCUGGAAUUGACAUGGUAAUGCUUCCCUAUAACUUUACAGAAUUCAUAGAUGGCCUAACCACACAAGUGAAAAAGAAUAUCAUACCCAUGAGCCGAAUUGAUGAUGCAGUUAAGAGGAUUUUGAGGGUAAAAUUCGUUAUGGGACUUUUUGAGAAUCCUUUGGCUGAUAAUAGUCUAGCCAACCAGAUUGGGAAUCAGAAGCAUAGAAAUUUGGCUAGGGAAGCUGUGAGGAAAUCAUUGGUUCUAUUGAAGAAUGGUGAAAAUGCAGAUGAGCCACUACUCCCUCUUCCUAAAAAGGCUAAAAAAAUUCUAGUUGCUGGAAGCCAUGCUGAUAAUCUAGGAUAUCAAUGUGGUGGCUGGACCAUUGAAUGGCAAGGACUUAGUGGCAACAACAUUACCAAAGGUACAACAAUUCUUAUUGCUAUCAAGAACACAGUUGACAAAGACACCGAGGUGGUCUUUUCAAUUCUGUUGAUUAUGUAUGAUAUCACCUUAAUUGAUAUUCCACAUAACAUGUGUUAUCUUCUAAUACUUGCGGUGGUAAUGCUACAGGUAAUGCUUCCCUAUAACUUUACAGAAUUCAUAGAUGGCCUAACCACACAAGUGAAAAAGAAUAUCAUACCCAUGAGCCGAAUUGAUGAUGCAGUUAAGAGGAUUUUGAGGGUAAAAUUCGUUAUGGGACUUUUUGAGAAUCCUUUGGCUGAUAAUAGUCUAGCCAACCAGAUUGGGAAUCAGAAGCAUAGAAAUUUGGCUAGGGAAGCUGUGAGGAAAUCAUUGGUUCUAUUGAAGAAUGGUGAAAAUGCAGAUGAGCCACUACUCCCUCUUCCUAAAAAGGCUAAAAAAAUUCUAGUUGCUGGAAGCCAUGCUGAUAAUCUAGGAUAUCAAUGUGGUGGCUGGACCAUUGAAUGGCAAGGACUUAGUGGCAACAACAUUAACGUAACGCAGCCUGUUGUUGCUCCACACGCGAGUUGCAUUCUUCACUCCCCAAUCGGCAACUCCAUUCGGUACCGUAAAAUCGUUGGUACUACAAAAGGUAUUUGCGGUGAUGUCUUUGGUCUCAACUUGUAUGGAUUUGGUUAUGACCGAUCUGAAGACAAUUAUGUUGUCCUUCAAAUUUAUCUUAGUAAAGCUGAUCCAUCCCAUCGCGCUUUGCUGUAUUAUGUGAAUGAUGAUUCAUGA